AUGAGCCUGGGCGGGCCGCUCGACGCCGAGGCGGGAGCGGCAGCCGGAGCCGCCGGCGACCUGACUCUGGAUUCAAACAAUCAUUCUCCCGAUGAAGGAUUGAUUGAAGACUUUGCAAUUGUAGAUGAAAAAGCUGUGGAACAUCUAGCUGAAGGGCUGAUUUCUCACUACUUACCUGAUCUACAGCGAUCCAAGCUGGCUUUAAAGGAGCUUACACAGAACCAAGAAGUACUACUAGAAACCCUACAGCAAGAAAUCUCAAAGUUUAAAGAAUGUAAUUCUGUCCUCGACAUCAACAUGCUGUUUUCAGAAGCAAAGUACUACCACAACAAGCUGGUGAACGUUAGGAAAGAGAUGAUGAUGCUCCACGACAAAACAUCGAAGUUGAAAAAAAGGGCUCUCAGGCUCCAGCAAAAGAGGCAGAAGGAAGAGCUCGAACGAGAGCAACAACGGGAGAAAGAGCUUGAGCGAGAGAAACAGUUAACAGCCAAGCCAGCCAAAAGAACAUGAAAGCCGA
This is a messenger RNA of Euleptes europaea (tarantolino), 517 nucleotides long. It is a transcript of the gene BLOC1S6, whose product is annotated as biogenesis of lysosomal organelles complex 1 subunit 6. The transcript is spliced from 5 exons. NCBI's taxonomy places the organism in Eukaryota, Metazoa, Chordata, Lepidosauria, Squamata, Sphaerodactylidae. The record is from RefSeq and is a predicted model, not a curated record. Gene Ontology annotation, biological process: intracellular transport. The coding region runs from base 1 to 510 and encodes 169 amino acids. Gene Ontology annotation, cellular component: BLOC-1 complex; transport vesicle; extrinsic component of membrane.